This is a messenger RNA of Arabidopsis thaliana (thale cress), 1039 nucleotides long. RefSeq names its product Ribosomal protein L27 family protein. Gene Ontology annotation, biological process: translation. Gene Ontology annotation, cellular component: ribosome. The coding region runs from base 379 to 843 and encodes 154 amino acids. Gene Ontology annotation, molecular function: structural constituent of ribosome. The record is from RefSeq and is marked reviewed. The transcript is spliced from 3 exons. Lineage: Eukaryota; Viridiplantae; Streptophyta; Magnoliopsida; Brassicales; Brassicaceae.
CUCUCACUUGAAAAAUCUCCCGGAGACCUCUCUCCUUCUCUCGCAGCCGACGAUCCCAUCCAAAAACCAAAACUCGCUCUCCGGUGAUCGUCUUUCGGUCAGAUUCUUAUAAGCGUGCUUGAUUUUCAAAUCAAGUUUGUUUCUUUAUCUCCAGAGUUUAUCAUCUCUUAUGUGACUGUGUUGUAUAGCUUCUUCUCUAUAACUCCUUUGUGCUCCUUCUCUGGGAAAUUUCUCUAUUUAGAGUGCUUUAGGAUUCGAUUUCGUGUGGAUCUGCUUUCAAUUCGUUUAUUCGUUGCGUUCCACUGAAUUGAGUUUGUAUAGAGUAUUAAUUCUACUUGAAUGCUUAAUGUUUGAAUUGAUCUCUGUUGCUUGCAGAAAAUGAAUUUCUUAAACUCAGCUGCAUCCAUUUGCAGAAGAGUUAGUCUGAGGGAACUCAUCACUGAGGUUCCUGCUUAUACUGGCAGCAGCAUUUCCGAUGGUUCUUCAAGUGGGUUGAGUUUGGUCUUGAAGCGUUGGGCUACUAAGAAAACCGCUGGUUCUACAAAGAACGGUCGUGACUCUAAUCCCAAGUUUCUUGGUGUUAAGAAAUUCGGAGGAGAGAGUGUGAUACCUGGAAACAUCAUAGUUCGUCAACGUGGAACUCGGUUUCAUCCUGGAGACUAUGUCGGGAUUGGUAAGGACCAUACUCUGUUUGCAUUGAAGGAAGGACGAGUCAGGUUCGAGAAAAGCAAGAUUACAGGACGCAAAUGGAUUCAUGUUGAUCCAAUAGGUGGUCAUGUUCUUCACCCUAUCUACACAAAAGCCGCAGCUGCAAAAUCGACUAAGUUGAACACAGCUUCAUAGCAAACUCGACAAUCUAAACGUGUCUUCGUUUCUUCUUUUAGAUUAUAUGAUCUCUCGAGUAAAAGAUGAUGGUAUCUUAGAAUAUCAACACUCAUUUCAAUUACAGCUGCUGUUUUGUUUCCCUCUAGUCUCUGUUUGGAUUCAACAAAUCAAAUUUUUUAUUCGGAAGUAGAUGUUAAUCAAAUCUGAAAUUCUC